AUGGAUUGGCAAUGAGGGUACGGAGCACAGCUGUGGGGUAGGUUUUCUCGUCACGGAAGGACUGAUGGAAAGCAUCAAGCUUGUAGGUGCGGAUGUAGAGGAGAAAAUGAGAGCAAGGAUCAUAGCUAUAGAAAUUGGAAAGAUAGCAAUAAUUGAGUGCUACUCACUAGUAAAUUCGGACACAACUGAAAUGAAAAGAGACUUUAUGAGGAGCUGGCAAUGCAGGUAUCACUAGAAAAGACAAAGGGACUAGAGGUGGCGGUAAUUGGAGACACGAAUGCUCAUAUAAGAGGGCACAGAUCUGAUGAAACUAAUGAUAAUGGGAAAUCGCUUAUAAAGGUAGCACACAAGAUUGGGCUUGAGAUACUUGAGUUGGACAACAUAACUUUCACAGGAAGGAGAGGGAAGCCCAGCUGCAUUGAUUAUUUAUUAAUCACACAUGGUAUAAGGAAUAGGAUAAAAAAUGAGCAAAUACUAGAGGAUAACACAAUUAGCUCUGAUCACUUGCCAAUAUAUGCUCAGAUAAAUACUGAUAAUAUUUUUAAGCGUAAGAUGGAUAAGGAAGUAUUUCGUUUAGAUUUGUUGGACGAUGAGGAUAAGCGGAAAGAAUAUCAGGAUGAGGUAGAAAGAAUUGCUGAGACUAUUAAUUUUUCGGACAAUCCAGAUGCCUUAUAUAAGGAGAUAAUCAGAAUAUUCAUAAGUGCAGUCAGAAGCACACUAGGUACCAGAAAAAGGCAGAAGCCUGCACUGCCGAGAUCAAUAGUAGAUAAACUGAGGUUGGCUAAGCAAAUCUACACAGCUGCUUUGGAACUAAGGGCUGGACAAAUAGAUAAAUACAUCGAACUUGAAAAGAAGCAUGACCAGGUGCAUCAGGAUGUCCGAAAAGAUAUAAAGAGGUGGAAGAAGAUGAAGGAAAUAGAGAGGAGAAUACUUAUGCAGCAAUCAAUGACCCAAAAGAUAGCGUGGAAAACCUAUAGGUUAUGCAAAAGAGGCUGAAGUGGAAUGCAAGCUAACUACUAUGAUGAUGAAGUGAAAAGCACAAUAGACUGGUGGAAGAGCAUAUAUAGGGAUGAUGACUGAAAUGGAUGAUGAAAGUGUGAAGAGCAACAGGAAUGACAGAUAACUCUAGAAGAUGUACGUGAACAAGUACAGUCGAUUAGAAACGGAAAAGCUAAAGGGCCAGAUGGAGUAGCGGGAGAGUUAAUCAAGUAUGGCGGACCUACAUCUUGUAGGCUUAUCCAUGCUCUAAUGGAUUUAAUUUGGAGAACUGGGGAAAUACCUGUAGCACUAAAGGAGGCGUAUGUAAUUCUGCUACCAAAAAAAGGGAAUAGUAAACAACCACAGGAUCAAAGACCAAUAACACUGGUAAACUCAAUGUUUAAAAUCUUAGACAAGAUGAUAGCAAAAAAAUUGUAG
Messenger RNA from Blepharisma stoltei, 1416 nucleotides. The record is from the annotation of a GenBank genome assembly. NCBI's taxonomy places the organism in Eukaryota, Ciliophora, Heterotrichea, Heterotrichida, Blepharismidae.